UCAUUGAGCAUGUCAUUGGCCAGGCUCUAUGCAAGAUCCUCUCACUUCUCUUCCCUUUGCAAAACCCUAAAUCACACCCCUGUCCGAUCGAGGUGUCUACUUGAAGUUGGACAGAGAAUAUAUAAUUCUGUGGGAGCUAGUAGUUCUAGACAUGGCCAAUGYUGUUCUGAAUUCCGAAAUUUCACGUCUGGAUCUGAACUCAGUARGAAGUCUUUCAAUAAAAUUUCCCACUUGGGAGUUGGGUACUUGAAGAGACCUUAUGUGYUGGGUUCUCAUCAUCAGUAUACUACAAAUGUCGUUAGAGAACAGAAAUCAAGGAAGAUACUUUAUUACUUAACAGGUUUGGUGUUUGCAAUGGUGGGAUGUACUUAUGCUUCAGUUCUUUUGUAUAGGAGGUUUUGUCAAGCUACUGGCUAUGGGGGUACUGUUCAACGGCGUGAGACUGUAGAAGAAAAGAUUGCAAGACAUGCUCAAGAUGGAACUGUCACCAAUAGGUGUGUUAUUUCAGAAUCUAGUGGAACCUACAAAAUUCUUUAUAGAUUGUUUCAAAUCUUUUUUAAUUUAAGAGUUUCGAUUGAUGAAUGAGUCAAUAUACCUACAACUACUUGUAAAUGUGGGACAUUUUGUUUCUACAAUUUUACUAUGCCUAUCUUUAGAAAGAAGGUAAAACAAAACAAAGUUCACUUCUCAAAAAGUGAAGAUAAAAUAUUUUUCUUUCUUCC
Messenger RNA from Cynara cardunculus var. scolymus (artichoke), 722 nucleotides. RefSeq names its product cytochrome c oxidase assembly protein COX11, mitochondrial-like. Gene Ontology annotation, cellular component: mitochondrial inner membrane. The record is from RefSeq and is a predicted model, not a curated record. Lineage: Eukaryota; Viridiplantae; Streptophyta; Magnoliopsida; Asterales; Asteraceae. The transcript has 3 exons. Bases 10 to 585 code for a protein of 191 amino acids.